AUGGUAUCAAAAGACAACUGCAACUUCUCUAAGUGGAUAGACCCACCUCUAACAAAGCACUAUAAGGAUACCAUGUGGAAUACGAAACUAAGAGUUGAUGACUUAUUGACUAGGAAUGCUCAAGUGACUGUGCUGCAGAAGAAGGUGGAGAAGCACAAAUAUCUUAGAAUAGCUAAGAGGGAAUCGAUUGAUGCUCGGAUCCCAGAAUUGUUUAUUGAAAUUGAAACUCUUAAGAAAAUGGUGAAAAAGAUUUUGUUGAUUGGUUUGGUCUUUCUUCUAGUUAUGGUGUUGUAUUUUAAGUUGUUUUAG
Messenger RNA from Lactuca saligna, 309 nucleotides. Lineage: Eukaryota; Viridiplantae; Streptophyta; Magnoliopsida; Asterales; Asteraceae. The record is from the annotation of a GenBank genome assembly.